Messenger RNA from Camelus dromedarius (Arabian camel), 2085 nucleotides. RefSeq names its product caspase activity and apoptosis inhibitor 1 (gene CAAP1). The transcript has 6 exons. Lineage: Eukaryota; Metazoa; Chordata; Mammalia; Artiodactyla; Camelidae. The record is from RefSeq and is a predicted model, not a curated record. The coding region runs from base 103 to 1188 and encodes 361 amino acids.
GAAGUGACGUCAAAGCUGCGACGCCAGAGCCCGCUGCUGCAGCGGAUUUUCGGUGGAUCUAGAGGCGGCGGGCUUUCCCCGAAUGGUUGCAGCGGAGGGAUCAUGACGGGGAAGAAGUCUUCCCGGGAGAAGCGGCGCAAACGAAGCGGUCAGGAGGCGGCGGCGGCGCUGCUCGCGGCGCCGGACCUGGCCCCUGCCGUCGCUAGCAGCGGCAGUGGAAGUACCAGCGGCUGCGGGAGCGCCAGCGGCUGCGGGAGCGCCAGCGGCUGCGGGAGCGUCACUUGCUGUGGGAACACCAGCUUCAGUGGAAGUGUCGCGGGCGGUGGGAGCGGCGUGGAGCGCAGCGAGCGCCGGAAGCGGAGGAGCACUGACUCAUCUUCCAGUGUCUCGGGCUCUUUGCUGCAGGAAACCAAGUAUCUUUUGCCAACUCUGGAAAAGGAAUUAUUCUUGGCGGAGCACAGUGACCUUGAAGAAGGUGGAUUGGACCUGACUGUAGCAUUAAAACCAGUCAGUUUCUAUAUAUCAGACAAAAAAGAAAUGCUUCAGCAGUGUUUCUGUAUCAUAGGAGAGAAGAAGUUACAGAAGAUGCUUCCUGAUGUGUUAAAGAACUGUUCAAUAGAAGAAAUUAAAAAACUGUGCCAGGAACAGUUAGAGCUCCUGUCUGAAAAAAAAAUCUUGAAGAUUCUUGAGGGUGACAAUGGUAUGGACUCUGAUAUGGAAGAAGAGGCUGAUGAUGGCUCUAAGAUGGGGUCUGACCUAGUUAGUCAACAAGACGUCUGUAUAGAUUCUACUUCAUCCCUGAGAGAGAACAAGCAACCUGAAGGUUUGGAAUUAAAACAAGGCAAAGGGGAAGAUAGUGAUGUACUCAGUAUAAAUGCAGAUGCUUAUGACAGCGACAUAGAAGGCCCGUGCAACGAAGAAGCAGCUGCUCCUGAGGUCCCAGAAAAUACAGCCCAAAGUGAAGCUGGCCAGAUCGAUGACCUGGAGAAAGACAUUGAGAAAAGUGUGAAUGAGAUCCUGGGACUGGCAGAGUCUAGCCCAAAGGAACCCAAAGCAGCCACCCUGACUGUUCCUCCACCAGAAGAUGUUCAGCCUUCUGCACAGCAGCUGGAGCUGCUAGAACUUGAGAUGAGGGCAAGAGCUAUUAAAGCCCUAAUGAAAGCUGGUGAUAUAAAAAAGCCAGCCUAGUUAUGUAACUUGAAUCUGAAUGUUAGGUGUAUUUGAGCAAAGCCACAUCAUAUAAUUUUGUAUUUCAAGUUUAUUUUGGGUCUUACGUGAUAUUUCUCAUGUAACCCUUAUUAGAUAAACUCAUCUUAGGCCUAAAAUACAUAUAUUCUUAUUAGUGUUGUUACUUUUGUAUUAUAUAUAUAUGUUAUUAUUUUAUGAAUUCAUAGCAGAUAUCAUUGGAUAACCUGGAGACUUUGUUAGAGGAGUAUUUAGCUGUAUCUGCAAAUUUAAUAUCUGAAAAGCCAUUAGCAAAGAGUCAUGGUGUUUUUUUUUUCUUAUUUUGAAAUGUUUUGACAUCAAACCUAAAAGUUUAAGAAGGACUGACCAAGCAUGUUGCUCUUAGGCUACCUAUAUUUUGCAAUAGAGUAUUAAAUUAUUGCUCCUAGGUUUGUUAACAAUUUGAGACAUUUAGUUAUGCUUAUAUGCACUUUUAAAAUAUGUACUGUCUUGGAGAUGCCUUCUUUGGGUUUGGGUAUGGAUUUACUAGUAAAAAAUUGAGUAACAUGUUUUGUUAUAAAGCUAAGAGAUCCAAAAUGGCUGAGAAAAGCUUUUUUUUUUUAUAGAAGGAAAAGGAAAAAAAGACUUAAUUUAAGGCAGUUUUUAACAAUGUAGAAGUAAUUGCCCAACUUUAUUUAAUUCCAGCAGACAAGCCAUUCUAACAGGUAUUUGAUAUUAUUGGACACUUAGUUCAGUUUUCUUCCUUCAAUAAAAAGGGAACACAUUUUCAUUUACAUUCCAAGCUAUUAGAAAAAGGAGACUAUUUUAUCGUACUGGCUUUCUUCUGAUGUUUUUGCUUAACAAUCUGAUGUGCUAUAAUUCCAUGAAUUAAAAAAUAAAGACUAUCAUUCUGGAUCUGAA